Corticium candelabrum is the source of this 1074-nucleotide messenger RNA. RefSeq names its product nucleolar GTP-binding protein 2-like. Gene Ontology annotation, cellular component: nucleolus. Lineage: Eukaryota; Metazoa; Porifera; Homoscleromorpha; Homosclerophorida; Plakinidae. The record is from RefSeq and is a predicted model, not a curated record. The transcript has 12 exons. Gene Ontology annotation, molecular function: GTP binding.
AUGGUAGUUAGUCGUCGUUUUGUUCAUUACGUGCAGGUUGUCAUGCGACCAUCGAAACUGCCCGUGUCUUUAUUACAAGAGAAAGCAAAGCAUGCGCGGGUGCAUCUUCUCGACACAGAACUGUUUGAGAACACGUUUGGCAAGAAGGUGCAAAGAAAGUGGCCGAGACUGACGGCUGGUGAUCUUCAGGAUUAUUUGGAUACAGUGGAGGCAUCAGGAGUUAAUUAUGACAAAGAGGAAGACAAAAAUCUCAUUGAUGACACAAAGGAAGACGUGAGGUUGGGUGGUCUGUCUCGUUGCUUUGUUUUACUAUGGCAAUCAAAACGGAUAUGGAACGAGCUUUACAAGGUUAUCGAUUCAUCAGAUGUUGUUGUGCAAGUGCUCGAUGCUCGAGACCCGCUUGGCACACGAUCAAAACAUAUUGAGACAUACAUGACGAAGGAGAAGAAACAUAAACAUCUCAUAUUCUUACUAAACAAAUGUGAUCUUAUUCCAACUUGGGUGACGACUCGGUGGAUUCAAAUUUUGUCUGCUGAAUUUCCAACGCUUGCAUUUCAUGCAAGUCUGACCAACUCAUUUGGCAAAGGAGCUCUUAUUCAAUUGCUGAGACAAUUUGGGAAGUUGCAUAAAGACAAGCAGCAGGUCAGUGUUGGAUUCAUUGGAUAUUCCAAUGUCGGUAAAAGCUCCAUUAUCAACACUCUUACAAGCAAAAAGGUUUGCAUUGUGGCCCUCAUCGCAGGAGAAAGAAAGGUGUGACAAUAUAUUACCUUGAUGAGACAUAUCUACCUCAUUGAUUGUCCAGGAGUUGUCUACCCAUCAAAUGAUUCAGAAACUGACAUUGUUCUCAAGGGUGUGGUACGUCACAUGGUGGAGAAUGUAAAGUUGCCAAGCGAUUUUAUUCCUGCCGUUUUGGAGAGAGUGAAACGCGAUUAUGUUCAAGCGACAUACAAGAUUGACAGUUGGGAUGAUGCGACUGACUUUAUGGACAAACUGGCAAAGAGAUCAGGAAGAUUACUGAAGGUUUGGAAUGAAUCUGAUAAUGACAAAUGCAGUUUUAUUAAUCUAAUGUAUUGA